This is a messenger RNA of Salvia hispanica, 399 nucleotides long. The record is from RefSeq and is a predicted model, not a curated record. NCBI's taxonomy places the organism in Eukaryota, Viridiplantae, Streptophyta, Magnoliopsida, Lamiales, Lamiaceae.
AUGGCAUUUGAUAAUUUGAUGGCGAUGGAGCAGCCAUGGAUGUUCCGCCCCCAAUUCGGCGACGCUUGGAUCGCCGACAUCUUCGCCAAGGAAACCGAUACCCUAACAAAGGCUCUGCAGAAAUCGAUCUCCACGACCUCGUCCGACGGCGACGCCUUCUCUGUCGAGAUGGCCUUCGCCAAGCCCUCUCCGCUGACCCCCUCCGACGGCUCCGAGAACGACAUUGCGGUGUCGAAGCAGCCCUCUCCUGUUGCCACGAAGGAGAAACAACAGCCUUCCAAUGUGUCUUCUUUCGAGAAGCAGCUGCAGGAAAUGCAAAAACAGCUCGAGAAAUUGAAGAUCGAGAAGGAGCAGACCGAUGAGAUGUUGAAGGCCAAAGAGAAUAGCUCGAGACUCUAG